Molecule: messenger RNA, 1815 nt
Organism: Boeremia exigua
Lineage: Eukaryota; Fungi; Ascomycota; Dothideomycetes; Pleosporales; Didymellaceae
Product: catalase-like domain-containing protein
Exons: 3
Coding region: 211-1443 (410 amino acids)
Molecular function (GO): heme binding
Source: RefSeq, a predicted model, not a curated record
CGCGAGACGCUACCCCGCAUAUUAUGGUCGCUUGUAUGCUUUGAGUCUGGAACGUGAAGCUGGAGCUUGAGAUUGCCAUGAGUACCACACACGGGGCGACGGAAGCUAGCUUGCUGCAGAGACAUAAAAUGAAAGACAAAGAACCACAGUAAAUCUGCGAACGGGGCAAGAAAAAUCAUACUCUAAUACUCGAAUAAAACAUACUUCACCAUGGGCGAUACUAAAAUUGUGACCUGUCCGAUGUCACACCACAAGAUUGCGAAUAUCCACAAUGGGAAGGUUCCCAGUGGUACUGUCAAGGCUGGAGGCCAGAACAAGCCCGCACCGGGCAAGUAUAUUAAAUGGGAUGCCGAAGGAGUGGAGGUCAUUCAGCCUGGCGAACAAGAGAAGAUCAAGGAGGUCUCGGACCAGUUCAACCGCUUCCAGAUGAUGAACUUCAACGAGCAUAUGCACUGCUUGCGAGGCACACAUCUGAAGACACAGGGUUGCGUCAUGGGCAAGUUCGUUGUCCAUGAUAAUCUUCCAGAGCACCUUGCACAAGGCAUGUUCAAGAAGCCCGGUUCCUACGAUGUCAUCAUGCGCUACUCGUCUCUUACACCAAAGAUCGUUCCUGAUAAUGCACCUGCGCCUCGUGGUAUCGGUAUGAAGAUCUUCGGUAUUGAAGGAGAGAAGAUCUGGGGCGAAGACAAGAAGACGCAGGACUGGACGUUCAAUAACUACCCCGUUCUGGAGCUCCGCGACCCACAGACGACAUACGACAUCGCCGACGCUCUAGAGCGCAAUUGGAAUGAUAUCCCGAAAUUCGCAGAAGAGCAGUCGAAGCGCGUAGACGCCGAUGUUGCAACACUGGGCGGCGGGCUGCCUCGACAACACAUGUACGCCAUGCCCGAAUACUCGCAAUCCGCGUACCGUCACGGCAAAUACGUAGCCAAGUAUGGUGUCUUCCCGCUCUCGCAGGAGCAGCUCGAUCGAGUCGACACGGACAUUCAAGACUCAGACCCCAUCAACAUCAUCUCGCAGGAGAACCGGCGCUUCCACAUGGCGAACAAAGUGACCUACUCAUUCUGCGCGCAGCUGCUGCAAGACUUGGAGGAGCAGCCUGUCGACGACAUCGGCAUCGAGUGGGACGCGAAGAAGUACCCCUUCGAGCCCGUCGCGACGCUUGAGUUUGAGCCACAGGACAGCUGGUUGCCCGAGUUCCGCGCCUGGUGGGACGACCGAAUGACCGUGAACAGCUGGCAUGGGCUGAAGGAGCACCAGCCGCUGGGCAGCACGAAUAGGAUGCGCAGGGUCGUGUAUGCUGAGAGCAGGAAGCUGAGGCUCAGGGUGAAUGGGUACAGGGACUAUGUUGAGCCAGGAAGUAUUCAGGAGGUUCCUGCUCCCCUGCCAGCGCCACAGCUACCGUUGAGACAUCAGCCUGCUGUGACGACUGUUGAGGUUUAGGGGUGAUUAUCUUACAGGGCUAAUAUCUGAGGUCAAUGAGAUCGAAUCGCUGCUGUGUCUCUCAAGCGUAGGUAAUCAGGGUUUCAUUGUGGUGAAUUGCAACUAAUCGUCAAAUUGACGUCAUCAUAAGAUGUACAGCAGCCGUAACCAGCAUCGAGCUCUCAGUUGAAUCUUUUUGGGAAUUUGCACGCUGGUCUGGUUGUACAUAGCCGGGUCAACCCCAUUUACAAUCGUGUACCUCUCGUGGAAGGUACUCUGAAGCGACAACGAAAGGCGCCAGCUCCUUGGCACGUGCGGCAAUAAGCAGCCGAUACUGAACAGAAGUGAACCAAGAACUGUGUAUUUCCGGAUGAAAACAAUAGAACUCCUUAU